AUUUAACUUAACCGCCGUUGGGUAAUUGUUUCCGAAGCCCCAUCCCAUCGGUUAGGUGAAAUAUUAGAGCGAAUUGUGGAUAUGGCGUUUAAUUUUGAAGACAGUAAUUGAACUAUACUUUAGUACAUGUGCUUCAUUCAUUCUAAUUCCAAUUCGAUUUUUGUAUUUGAAAUAGAAAUACAUACUCAUCUUCUUCAAAUUCAUCAUCUGCAAUUUGCAUUGUCCAUCUCCAAAACCCUACAUUUGCGGCGAUCAAUUUCCCUCUUCCUCGCCAAUUAAGCUUAGAGAUGGAGGAUGGUGAUAAACCGGAGGGUAACUCCCAUGGUAAUUCUGAUAUGGAGGUUGUUGAUGCCACUUUGCCACACCAACAUUCAAACAAGGAUCAAAAUAUGGAUUCCUCUCCUCACGCGCCCGUUCCCAAUUCCCCUACUACUCAGCUACAACAGGAUCAAGUAAUGGUUGAUCAGGGUGAUGAUAACAAAAAUGCCGAUUCUACUCCUAGUCAUAUGCCAGAAACCAAAAUAAUUUGUGAGAAUCAGCUUGAAGAUGCUAAAACAGUUUCGCAACAGGAACUAAUAACUCCAAAGCCUAAAGAAAAGAAUGUCAGGGAAAUGAAGAACGUGCUGAAUGAUACUGAGAUGACCGAUUAUGAUGAGUCUGGUACGAGUCUGGACCGAGAAACAUUUAUGAAAGAGCUGGAGAAUUUCUACAGAGAGAGGUCCUUGGAAUUUAAGCCUCCUAAGUUUUAUGGAGAGCCACUAAAUUGCCUUAAGUUAUGGAGAGCUGUUAUCAAACUAGGUGGCUAUGAUGUGGUAACUGCGUCCAAGUUGUGGCGGCAAGUAGGAGAGUCUUUCCACCCCCCUAAGACUUGCACUACAGUCUCAUGGACAUUUAGAAUCUUUUAUGAGAAGGCAUUGUUAGAGUAUGAAAAGCAUAAGAGAGAGAUUGGAGAGCUACAGCUCCCUGUUGGAUCAUUCCAUCAAUCUACAAGUGUGGAAAAAGAGACCACUGUUUACCAGGCUCCAGGCUCUGGUAGGGCGCGAAGGGAUGCGGCAGCACGUGCGAUGCAAGGUUGGCAUGCUCAGCGCCUUCUUGGAUACGGUGAGGUUGCUGAGCCAGUUAUUAAGGACAAGAACUUCAGUUCCACACCAAAGCGUGAAAAGAACCUCAAAAGUAUCGGUGUGAUUAAUAAACAGAAGACACCAUCUGGUUUGGAGCAUGCUGAGAAAGCUGCAAAUAUCGAAGGAGAUAGACAAUUGGUUACUGCAGUAGUGGACAUUGGACCCCCAGCUGACUGGGUGAAGAUCAAUGUGCGGGAAACUAAGGAUUGUUUUGAGGUGUAUGCACUAGUUCCUGGGCUCCUUCGUGAGGAGGUGCGAGUCCAAUCAGAUCCAGUUGGACGUCUUGUUAUAACUGGUCUGCCAGAACAGGUUGACAAUCCAUGGGGAAUUACCCCCUUCAAAAAGGUUGUGAACUUACCUGCAAGAAUUGAUCCGCUUCAGACAUCUGCUGUUGUUAGUUUGCAUGGUCGCCUAUUUGUACGCGUUCCUUUUGAGCAGGGAGCUGUAUGAAUUUUCCUCCCUUGAAUAGUGGUUUCUCAAAAUUUCCUCAUAAGGAGUUAAGAUCUUCUAAACAAUCAGGGCAUGGUUAGGUUUGGAACUAGUCCAGCCCUGUUGGAUUAGUUGAAACUACUACCCAACAUUAUUAUUAUUAUUAUUAUUAUUAUUAUUAUUUUUAGUUAAAAU
Gastrolobium bilobum is the source of this 1745-nucleotide messenger RNA. RefSeq names its product AT-rich interactive domain-containing protein 5. Gene Ontology annotation, cellular component: nucleus. Gene Ontology annotation, biological process: regulation of transcription by RNA polymerase II. Gene Ontology annotation, molecular function: DNA binding. The coding region runs from base 288 to 1571 and encodes 427 amino acids. The transcript is spliced from 14 exons. Lineage: Eukaryota; Viridiplantae; Streptophyta; Magnoliopsida; Fabales; Fabaceae. The record is from RefSeq and is a predicted model, not a curated record.